This is a messenger RNA of Salvia hispanica, 1614 nucleotides long. The record is from RefSeq and is a predicted model, not a curated record. Lineage: Eukaryota; Viridiplantae; Streptophyta; Magnoliopsida; Lamiales; Lamiaceae.
AUGGUGGCUGCAUCUCGUGGAUUACCUCAUGCACAUAUUUUGCUUUUCCUAAGCAAAGAGGAUAAACAACCUGAUUCUCGACGUAUUGAUGAGAUCAUUUCUGCUAAAAUACCUGAUGCCCAAGCUGGUCCAUACUAUUAUGCGAAUGUCAAGGAAUUUAUGGUUCAUGGUCCUUGUGGUAUUGUUAGAAAAUCAUCUCCGUGUAUGGCUAACGGGAGAUGUACGAAAUACUUCCCCAAGAGGUGUAAAGAUAAUGGUCGUGUUAUCUUGAAGGAUGGGGUGCCUUUGGAUAAUCGAUUUGUAGUUCCUCACAAUCGUUUUCUUCUUUUGAAGUAUGGAGGUCAUAUUAAUGUGGAAUGGUGCAAUCAAUCGCGAUCAAUCAAGUAUUUGUUUAAGUACAUAAACAAGGGUUAUGAUCGCGUGACGACCUCUUUUUUUGAAACUGGUUCUGAUGGUGUGGAAAAAAUUGUGGAUGAGCCGCUUGGAAUAAUAUUUGGAUAUGACAUUCAACAUAAGGAUCCGGGUGUUGAAAGAUUGAGUUUUCAUCUACCAAAUGAACAAUAUGUGGUUUUUGAAGAUUCUGAGCCAUUGGAACGUGUCGUGAAUCGCAACACGGUGCGUGAAAGCCAAUUUUUGGCUUGGAUGGAAACAAAUAAAAAAUUUGUGGAAGGAAGAAAUCUCACUUACGCAGAAUUCCCCACGAAGUUUGUAUGGAACACAGAUACUUGGACACUUAGAAAACAAAGGUAUUCUAUCGGGAGAUUGUUUUAUGUUCCUCCUGGUUCUGGUGAUAUGUAUUACUUGAGAUGUUUACUGAAUGUCGUUCGUGGUGCUACAUCUUAUGAAGACAUUAAGUGUGUUAAUGGUAUUCAGUAUGCUACAUUUCGAGAUGCUUGUUAUGCAUUGGGGUUGUUGGACGAUGAUAGAGAAUAUAUUGAUGGCAUUACCGAGGCUUCUUUUUGGGCUUCGGCUCAUUCAAUACGAUUGUUGUUUGAAGCCUUGGCAAGAGAGCAUUUAAUCUAUGUCUCGAAGUUCACCGAUGAACAACACCACGUGUAUGAUACGAUAAUGUUUGCUAUUGAUUCUAAUCACGGUGGAUUAUUUUUUGUUUAUGGGUAUGGAGGCACAGGAAAAACUUUCAUUUGGAAGACAUUGUCAGCGGCUAUUCGUUCAAAAGGUGAUAUUGUUUUGAAUGUGGAUUCCAGUGGUAUUGCUUCACUAUUGUUACCUGGUGGGAGAACAGCUCAUUCUCGGUUUAAGAUUCCUAUCAAUCCUAAUGAAGAUUCAAUCUGCAAUAUAAAACAAGGUAGUGCAUUAGCUGAGUUGAUUGUGAGAGCAAAACUUAUUAUAUGGGACGAAGCUCCUAUGGUUCACAAACACUGUGUGGAAGCUGUUGAUCAGAGUUUGCGUGACCUUAUGAGAGUAUGCAAUGAGUUGAGCAUGGAGAUGUCAUUUGGUGGGAAAACUGUUGUCUUAGGGGGUGAUUUUAGACAGAUUUUACCAGUUGUGCCUAAAGGUAGCCGACAAGAUAUUGUAAAUGCUACUAUUAACUCAUCAUAUCUGUACCUAUGGGAUAGGGAUAGAGGAAGAGGAAAAACCGAAGAUUUCACAUAG